Messenger RNA from Lutzomyia longipalpis, 1654 nucleotides. Its product is annotated as 5-methylcytosine rRNA methyltransferase NSUN4. Gene Ontology annotation, biological process: RNA methylation. The transcript has 5 exons. Lineage: Eukaryota; Metazoa; Arthropoda; Insecta; Diptera; Psychodidae. The coding region runs from base 82 to 1554 and encodes 490 amino acids. The record is from RefSeq and is a predicted model, not a curated record. Gene Ontology annotation, molecular function: methyltransferase activity.
UUUUUUGUUAUUAUUUUGGAGAGAUUUUUUUUGUAGAGAAGUUUCAGAACUUCUGGCAAAAAAUAUUAAUUUUUAAGAAGAAUGUUGAGGCCAAAGAAUGUGAUUUUGCAGCUCAGGAGAUUCAAGCAUCGUCGGGAUCAUUGGUCCAUGGUGAGGAAGAAAAUUUAUCCCAAAGAUCGCGCUUUGACGAAUUUUGAUGAAUUCUACGGCUCUAUCUUUGGGAUCAGAUGGAAUUCCAUGAGGCUGGCACUCCUGUGUGAGCAUAAAUACAUGGCGAUUGUGAAUAAUUUCGGAGAUGCAGAGAAAACCAUUGAGAAACUCGAAGCUACAGGUGCCAUCAAUGUAAGGACUCUGUAUAAUAUCACUAAAGAGAGAAUUGAGAAAGGAGAACUUCCGCAGAUGCACAAAAUUGAGGAGAAAUUCACAAAGAUCGAUGAAAGGCUCCAGGCAACGUUGGCUAAACGGCAGGCUGAAGAAAUCCAAACAUUCUACCCACAGGAACGAGAAGCUUCCCUGAACUACAUCCCUGAGACUAUAGACACAAUGAGGCAAUCCCCAGCUGACAAUGAGUCCACGCUGGUUGAGCCAGAAUCCCGAGAUCGUCGUAUUAUUGAUCCGGAAAUCAGCGAAGGGCUGCUGGAGGAUUUUAUGCCAGCCACAAGGAUGAAGGGUCUGGAGGAUUGGGUAUUUGAGUCAGAUCACUACAAAUACUACAACAAAAACACAGAUUUCCCCCUGAAGAUUGAACCAGAACUUGAGCUGCAUUUCCCGGAAAAUCUUCACAUCUACACGUACGAGAGGAGCAAUGUAGAUCGCUUCUCUAGCCCCAAGAAAUGCAUUACGGGCUCCUUUUCACACUACCUCCUCGAUGGAGCUUCAAUCCUCCCACCCCUGGCUCUGGGAAUUGAGCCUGGAGACAAAGUUCUCGAUGCUUGUGCUGCUCCUGGCGGGAAAUCCCUCAUAAUGCUUCAAACUCUCUACCCGGAUGUUCUCGUGUGCAAUGAUAUCCCCGAGACGAGAGUUAAGCGCAUCCGGAAGAUCAUGGAGGACUUUGUUUUUGAUUUCCGGGAGAAUUGGCAGCAGAAGAGAUGCUUCAUUGUCCACGAAGACGCCAGGCUGCUCACGGAGUACAAAAAGUACGACAAAGUGCUCGUGGAUGUGCCCUGUACGACAGACAGGCAUUGCCUCAAUGAAAAUGAGAAUAACAUCUUCAAACCAACGAGAAUGAAUGAGAGAUUGAAGAUUCCGGAGCUUCAGGCGGGGAUUCUUGAGAAUUGUUUGAAGCUUGUGAAGGUCGGAGGAUCCCUUGUCUACUCAACGUGCUCCCUGAGUCCCGUUCAGAAUGAUGGGGUUGUUCAAAUGGCCCUUUCCAAUGCCUUCCGGGAAUCCGGAAUCUCAGUAGUUAUCAAGGAUUUAACGGACGUAAUGAAGCCCUUUGUGGAAAUCUUCAAGUUUGAGAAUCCCCGAGGACUCAAAUACGGCCAAAUGGUCAUCCCGUUCCUCCCAUUGAAUUUUGGCCCAAUGUACUUCUGCAAAAUGACAAGAAUCAGCUAAAAGGUAAGCACAAAAUUUAUUUGGCAUCCUCCUGGACGUAGAGAGAGACACAGAAAACUGAAGAAAUGUUGUAAAUAAACAGAAAACAUUUAAAAAAAAA